GGCUAACCAGUUAGUCGUACGCAAGUUUGUUCACUGCACACUGCACACCGCCGCCGCAGUUUGAUUAUUUUGAAUUUUGAAACUAACAAAUUGUAAGGCGAAGUGUCGGGAACGCAUUCCGUGGCGUUGCCGCCGGGUCGCUGGACUGCCCAUUGGCAGAUCGCAGAUCGACAACGAUGUCUAACUGCUUAACGGUAAAAGAAAUCGAAACCGAAACAGAAACAAAAAUCGAAAUCAAUAUCAGUAGAAAAUAAAUCUAAUGCAGACAAUAAGUAGAAGAAAACACCCACACACACACAAAAUUAAACAUAAUACGGAAUAAAAACUAAACUUCAGAAAAAUUAUAACAAACCCGCCGACAAAUCGAAAUACAACUGUAACGUAGUGAAAAUGUAAUAUAGAUAAAAGAGUGAAGUAUAUGAGUGAAAUAUGUGUGUGUGUUUAGAAGCACAAAAUUCGACAACGAUAUUAAUGUACCAGGUUCGAAGUCAGUGAAUUAUAUAUUACAUGUGUACAGACACAUACACAUACAUAUACAAAUUCAUAUGUACAUACAUUUAUAUGUUAUAUAUAAAUAGUCAAGUGCGCUCAGUGCUUUCUCCGCAAUCAGUUUUUAUUCAUCAAUAAUGCAUAUGCCAUUCAAUCCCACAUAAAUCGGUGCAACGGAAAUCUUACAAAGCCUUGCAAUCCCUUGCGCUUGGUUACUACAUAAAUUAACUGUAAAUAAUAAUUAUAAUGAUGCUGACUACGGAACAUAUUAUGCACGGACAUCAUCCGCAUUCAUCGGUCGGCGUCGGUGUGGGUCAAAGUGCACUAUUUGGCUGCUCGACAGCUGGUCACAGCGGUAUCAAUCAGCUGGGCGGCGUCUACGUCAAUGGCAGACCCUUGCCCGAUUCCACGCGCCAAAAAAUUGUCGAGCUGGCUCAUUCCGGUGCACGUCCAUGUGAUAUAUCUCGAAUACUCCAAGUAUCCAACGGAUGCGUUAGCAAAAUUUUGGGCAGAUAUUAUGAAACGGGAUCAAUUAAACCUCGAGCUAUAGGCGGGUCAAAGCCCCGAGUAGCCACAACUCCCGUCGUACAAAAGAUUGCAGAUUACAAAAGGGAAUGUCCAAGUAUAUUUGCAUGGGAAAUUCGGGACCGGCUACUCUCGGAGCAAGUAUGCAAUAGUGAUAAUAUUCCAAGCGUUUCAUCUAUUAAUCGGGUGCUGCGUAAUUUGGCCUCGCAGAAGGAGCAGCAGGCGCAGCAACAGAACGAAUCUGUCUAUGAAAAGCUAAGAAUGUUCAAUGGACAAUCGGGUGGCUGGGCAUGGUAUCCGGGAAAUACAACGACGGCGCAUUUAACAUUGCCACCAACGCCUACAGCAGUACCAACGAAUCUCUCAGGUCAGAUAACCAGAGAUGAGAUUCAAAAGCGAGAGCUAUAUCCAGGCGAUCUGUCCCACCCGAACUCACAUGAGAGCACAUCGGACGGCAACUCCGAUCACAAUUCAUCCGGCGAUGAGGAUUCCCAAAUGCGCCUGCGACUGAAGCGCAAAUUGCAGCGCAAUCGAACUUCCUUCACCAACGAACAAAUCGACAGCUUGGAGAAAGAAUUUGAACGGACGCAUUAUCCGGAUGUAUUCGCGCGGGAGAGGCUUGCGGAAAAAAUUGGUUUGCCAGAGGCACGUAUUCAGGUUUGGUUCUCGAAUCGGCGCGCCAAGUGGCGACGUGAAGAGAAGCUGCGCACCCAAAGGCGCUCGGUGGAUAAUGUGGGUGGCGGAGCUGUUAACAGCAGUCGCGCAAGCUCCAAUAACCUCACCACUGGCAGCUCGGCGCCUCCCAAUGGCGCUGCGGCAAGCAGUUCGACGCCCAGCCUUGGCAGCUCGGCCGUAUCGGACGCAGCAACAGUGGCCGCUGCACAUGCAACAGGCAACAGCAGCAACAACAACAACAACAACAACAACAAUAACAACAACAGCAGCAGUCUAGCCGAAGCUUCCAGUGGGCCAACAAUUCACGGCGGCGAGGCCAGCAGCAAUGCCCAUAACAACUCCGACAGCCCACCUUUACAAGCUGUAGCACCUCGUCUACCCUUAAACACCGGUUUCAACACAAUGUACUCAUCCAUCCCGCAACCGAUCGCAACUAUGGCUGAGAACUACAACUCGAUGACAUCGUCGUUAGGUUCGAUGACGCCCACAUGUUUGCAGCAAAGGGACAGCUACCCAUAUAUGUUUCACGAUCCACUAUCCCUGGGAUCUCCCUACGCGGCCCAUCCUCGGAACACCGCCUGUAAUCCAGCGGCCGCCCAUCAGCAGCCGCCACAGCAUGGAGUUUAUGGCAACGGCUCGGCUGUUGGCUCAACCAAUACAGGUGUAAUAUCCGCUGGCGUUUCGGUUCCUGUACAAAUAUCGACGCAGAAUGUCUCCGACUUGGCAGGCGGUACUUACUGGCCGCGGCUUCAGUGAUCUUCAAUAUUUAAUUUGCCGAACGAACUGCUGUCGAAGGCCGCAGCAGCGGCCGCUGUCGCCGUCGCACACGCUGUCGAGGAAACAGUUGGUAAUGCCAACAGCAACGGCAGCAAAUCGUCAAUGGAUAACCCACCAAUGCUAUUGCCACAAAUAGUACCAACAUCAUCACCA
Molecule: messenger RNA, 2619 nt
Organism: Drosophila mojavensis
Lineage: Eukaryota; Metazoa; Arthropoda; Insecta; Diptera; Drosophilidae
Gene: toy
Product: paired box protein Pax-6
Exons: 9
Coding region: 736-2445 (569 amino acids)
Biological process (GO): regulation of transcription by RNA polymerase II; anatomical structure development
Molecular function (GO): RNA polymerase II cis-regulatory region sequence-specific DNA binding; DNA-binding transcription factor activity, RNA polymerase II-specific
Source: RefSeq, a predicted model, not a curated record